This is a messenger RNA of Naumovozyma castellii, 1071 nucleotides long. RefSeq names its product glucose-induced degradation complex subunit VID24 (gene VID24). The coding region runs from base 1 to 1071 and encodes 356 amino acids. Lineage: Eukaryota; Fungi; Ascomycota; Saccharomycetes; Saccharomycetales; Saccharomycetaceae. The record is from RefSeq and is a predicted model, not a curated record. The transcript has a single exon.
AUGAUCAACGGCAACUCAAAGAUACUGGAACCUCCCACGGGGACUCACAUCAAUAGCACCGAUCUGAAGAAACUGAAAAAUUCUUCUCCAUCACGGGACAAUACCAACGAACAACAGCCUGUUGCUCGCUCACCAUCCCCGCAACAUCUGCACAUUGAUCUGUCCAAACAGAGAUCGUCGUCCCUGUUAAACCGUCACGAAUACCUCUCUGAUGAAAUAUACAGAUGCGAAUCAAAUGAUUCACUGCCUUCAUUACAUAAUCUGGCGUCAUCCUCAUCACUCACUCUCAAAUCACCAUCAUCUUCUUUAUCUCCUUCGCCCUCUUCUUCUUACAAAAAAUACAUUAAUAACGACAACUCUUCAUAUUCUCAAUCAUACAAUAACAUUCCAAGCGCAACAACAACCAACACAAACUUCCUCACUCCAUCAAUGAAAUUCAAAGGGUUCCAAAUGUCAGGGUACAAGAAAUACCAAGUAACGGUGACAAUAAAGACCGUGAACCUUCCUUCCUCCACACAGGAAACCAUCACCACCCAACCUCACAUGACAGGCUCCCUCACCAUAAAGGGACUCACUUUCCAAUACCCGCAAAUUACUACAUUCUUCCAAUCUUUCGCCGUCAAUGAAAAUUUCCAUUUCUUAUCCUCGCAUUGGGACGCUAAUACAAGAGCUCAGCUGCAUGAUUUACAAAGUAAUGAUAGGAUCGAUUUGGAACAUUGGUUGAAUUUCCCCAUCUUUAAACAAUUGUUUAUGGCGGAUGUGGAAGGAGAAGAAACACAAGACCAUGAAAUUGACUCGUAUUUGAAACAGUACUUGAAUAAUAGAUUCAUUUUCAUGAGAUGGAAGGAGAAAUUUUUAAUCAGGGAUGGAGAACAUAUUGACGAUGACGAUGAAGAUGAAAUUAACGGCGCUUCAUUCGAUGGGUUCUAUUACAUCGUUCAUGACCAAGUGGAUGGAUCCAUUCAUGGGUUCUAUUACCAUAAGGAUGCGGAAAAAUUCCAACAGUUGGAAUUGGUACCCGUGUUCAACGAAAGAUCCAGUCAUCCAAGUUCCACUUUUGAAUUCGCAUAA